Messenger RNA from Thrips palmi, 2135 nucleotides. Its product is annotated as fatty-acid amide hydrolase 2. The record is from RefSeq and is a predicted model, not a curated record. Lineage: Eukaryota; Metazoa; Arthropoda; Insecta; Thysanoptera; Thripidae. Bases 264 to 1829 code for a protein of 521 amino acids. The transcript has 10 exons.
CCCCGCGCCCGUUGGGUCAGGUGUCAAGCAGUGUCAAGUAGCCGGAUCAGCUGACUCAUUGACAGGGCAGCUUAGAGGGAUAGGUUAUGGCUUUUUUUCUGGCUCGCUCGCGCCAGCCAGUUAUCGCCUCUUGGGUUUUUAUCAGAGCGAGGGGCGAGUAUGCAGUCAGCCGCGAAGUCUGAGUAGCUUGUCAUUCCGCGCGUUCAUUGCCUUUAUUUUCUGAGGUAAAAAAAGACUCCCACUUUUGGAGAACAUUUAAGAAAAUGGUGUUGUGCAUCUUGGCAACUGUAUGGGUUUUUAUCCAUGAUUUAAUAGACAAAAUCAUUAACUACAUUUUCGCCUACCUAUACAAUGGGAAGAAGAAAAAUAUCCCUCCAAUUACUGAUCCAAUUCUUUUGAAGAGUGCCACUGGAUUGGCUGAAGCAAUUCGAAAACGAGAGCUUACGUCGGUUGCUGUUGUGAAAGCAUUUGCCAAGAGAAUCAAGGAAGUGAAUGGUAUCCUCAAUGCUGUGGUAGAUGACAGAAUUGAAGCUGCCAUUAGGGAUGCAGAAGCAGUGGAUAAAAUGCUGGACACAGGUGCUGUAUCUGAAAAAGAAGCACAAAAGACGAAACCAUUCCUUGGUGUGCCUUUUACGACCAAAGAAAGUACAAGUUGCAAAGGAAUGAACUUCUCAAUGGGAAUGGUUGCUCGCCGAGGUCUCAAAGGAGAGGCAGAUGCUGAUGUCGUCAAAUUUCUGAAAGAAGCGGGUGGAAUCUUAAUUGCAAUUACAAAUGUUCCUGAAUUAAACCUAUGGUGUGAAACUCGAUGCAACGUUUAUGGUCAGACAAACAAUCCAUACGAUACAACCCGCACAGUGGGAGGCUCAUCAGGAGGGGAGGCAGCUAUUCUGGCAGCAUGUGGAUCACCAUUUGGCAUUGGCUCAGAUAUUGGAGGAUCAGUACGAAUGCCCGCUUUUUACUGUGGAAUUUUCGGUCACAAGCCUACUACAGGACUUACAUCCAUCAAGGGAAUAUCAUUUCGCACUGGUCUGGAAACUCACUCUAUGGUCUGCUGUGGUCCUAUGUCCAAGCAUGCUGAGGAUUUGGAUCCUUUCCUUCGAGUCAUGAUUGGCAGCAAAAUUGGACAGCUCCAGCUGGACGCAAAGGUAAAUUUCAAGGAAUUGCAUGUUAUGUAUGUAGAAGAGUCAGGUGAUCCUCGCGCUAGCAGUGUGAACGAUGAGACUCGACAAACAAUGUUGAAAGCAGUGCAUCAUCUGGAAACUCUCAGCACUUUUCCAGUCGAAAAGCUGAAUCUAUCUGGAUUUAAAUACUGCUUUCGACUUUGGCGUUACUGGAUGACUAAGGAGGGUGGAAACUUUGCCAGAGAUAUUACAAAUCGUCAAAGUGAAGUCAACGUUUGGAAAGAACUGCCCAAGCUUAUAGCAGGGUGCAGUGACCAUACUCUGCCCGCUAUGCUUAAAUUGCUGGAUACAGCUGUCUUCCCUCCAGAAAAUAGUGAAUGGGCUGAAAGUACCAAAGCACGCCUUCAAGAUGAGCUACUAAACAAACUUGGACGUAAUGGCGUCCUCUUGUUCCCGAGUCAUCCUUUCCCUGCUAGCUACCAUUACACAUCUUUCUUGAGGCCGUACAAUUUUGGAUAUUGGGCCAUUUUCAAUGUUCUCAAGUUUCCAGUGACCCAAGUGCCUAUAGGAGUUGACAAAGACGGAUUGCCUCUUGGUAUUCAGGUUGUUGCCGCACCUUUCCAGGAUCAUCUCUGCCUGGCUGUGGCACGAGAGCUAGAAAAGGCCCUUGGAGGAUGGGUUGCACCUUGCCCUGUGAAAACCAUGUAGGAAAGGUGAAACGCUCCAUUUUCAGUACUUCCAACUAAGGCUUUAUAGUGAUGCAUCAGUAUCAUCUCAUACUCAGUACAUUCAAGUUUUAUAAUUUGCAUGAUGCAAUUGGAACCAUCCUAUUAUAAUGUUUCAAUUUUAUCCAAGUAUAUUCAAGUUUUAAAAUUACAUGAUGCAAUUGGAACCAUCCUUUUUUAAUGUUUCAAUUUUAUCCAAACUAUUUAUAGUUGCAGGAAACGGUAUUGGUGUCUAGUAACAAAGCAAUCUUUUUGUAAUUUGAAUUUUAUAUUAUCCUUUUUUAUUAAA